AUGGAUGAUUCAUUCUAUUUUUCACUUUUAAGAAUAUCAAUAGCUCAAAUACUAAAAGCAAAUGGUUUUGAUAAAUGUAAACCAAGUAUAGUAAACAUAUUAACAGAUAUAUAUCUAAAUUUUUUUAAUUCAUUAGCUGCAGAAGCUGUGAAAUGUUCAAAUUUAAGAAAUCAAUCAAAUGAUAUGGAAAUACAAGACGUCACUCAAACUCUAAUAAACAUUGGGUUUCUCAAGGUUAAUAACAUUACAUCUAUAUAUGAUAUGAAUUUUAAUGAAUCAAAAUAUAAUACAAAGGGAGUAGAAUCUUUUAAAAAUUGGGUGACGAAAAGUGAUACAUUCAAGACUGAAAAAAUGCUAAAUCAAGUUCCCGAAUCAUUAAUUAAGAGUUUGAUAGAGAAGAGGAAAUUAACACCCAUGGAGUCAUCAGAGGAGAUUUUAAUGAAGAAGAGACAAAAACAUAAAGAACGUCAAGAAUAUUAUAAUUCACUCAAGUUGAAUAAUGUAGACACUCAGAAAUUUCUCCAACAAGAAGAGGAAGAUGAGGAUGAAAUCACAUUCCAGGAUAAAUUGAAUUGGUUUAAUUAUUUAAUUGAAAAGGAUUUGAAAUUGGGUCAUGAUUUGAAAUAUUUGAAUACUGAUGAAAGUAUAGUGAAUGAGUUUAUGAAGUUUCAAAAUAAUGAUAAGCUUCAUCCAAUUGAUGAAAAUAAAAAGAAUAAUGAAAAUCAUAGAAAGGGUCUAUCUAGGAUAAAUUAUCAUUUACAAAAUUUGAAUAAAAAUGAUUAUAUAAUUGUAGAUAUAAAGGAUGAAAUAAAAUUAAAAGGUGAUGAGAAGGAAAAAGAUAAAGAUAAAGAUAAGCAUCAUGAAGAGGAGGAAAAUGAACGUAUAAUCAAACCGCCAGAUGAGUUAAUGGACGCAUUACCUUAUAAUGUCAAAUAUAAUGAUCUAUUAACUGAUGAUUUGAUAGAAGAAGUCGAAGAGAUGCUAGAAGAAGGCGAUAGCUAUAUGCUAGAAGAUAAUGAGCAUAACAAUGAUAAGCUAGAUGAUCAUCAUAAUAAUAUAAUACAAGAAGAUGAUCAUCAUAAUAAUAUAAUACAAGAAGAUGAUGGAUUAUUAAAACAAGAAGAAGAUGAUAAUGAUAUGCAAGAUGGAGAUAAUCAUGAGGAUGUAAAUGACGAUGGAAUAGGAGGUGACAAUAAUCUAAUAUUCAUGUAG
Insectozyma verbasci is the source of this 1212-nucleotide messenger RNA. Lineage: Eukaryota; Fungi; Ascomycota; Pichiomycetes; Serinales; Debaryomycetaceae. The record is from the annotation of a GenBank genome assembly.